AUGAUGCGCCUGCGCACGUCUCACAGCGUUGGCGCGCUGCUCCUGCUGCUGGCAGCGCGCGGCGCCCCGAGUGCCGGGUCGCCGGCGAGCGGGACGCUGGCCCGCCCGAGGCUGGAGGCCUCGGCGAGCGGUCGCCCUCGCGAGCCGCAGGCCGAGUUCGGGAGGCGCCAGGCUACCAGCGGCGCGCAGUUGUUGCUCAAGCUCUUGGCGAGUGAUGGGGCCGCAUUCGACUAUUUCGGACGAUCGGUGGCCGUGAGCUCCGACGGGGCCCGCGUGGUGGUGGGGGCCCCCCUCGACGACGACCAGGGCAGCAACUCUGGCUCCGUGCAGGUGUUCGACGGUACCACCGGCGCGAGGCUGCUCAAGCUCUUGGCGAGUGAUACGGACGAGGGUGACUAUUUCGGGUUCUCGGUGGCCGUGACCUCCGACGGGGCCCGCGUGGUGGUGGGGGCCUCCAGGGCCUCCUGGAACGCUGGCUCCGUGCACGUGUUCGACGGUACCACCGGCGCGAGGCUGCUCAAGCUUGUGGCGAGUGAUGGGGCCCCAAUGGACUUUUUCGGACUCUCGGUGGCCGUGAGCUCCGACGGGGCCCGCGUGGUGGUGGGGGCAUACUAUGACGACGACCAGGGCAGCAAAUCUGGCUCCGUGCACGUGUUCGACGGUACCACCGGCGCGAGGCUGCUCAAGCUUGUGGCGAGUGAUGGGGCCGAGACAGACCUUUUCGGAUUCUCGGUGGCCGUGACCUCCGACGGGGCCCGCGUGGUGGUGGGGGCCUACUAUGACGACGACCAGGGCAGAAACUCUGGCUCCGUGCACGUGUUCGACGGUACCACCGGCGCGAGGCUGCUCAAGCUUGUGGCGAGUGAUGGGGCCGAGGAAAAGCGUUUCGGACUCUCGGUGGCCGUGAGCUCCGACGGGGCCCGCGUGGUGGUGGGGGCCUACUAUGACGACGACCAGGGCAGCAACUCUGGCUCCGUGCAGGUGUUCGACGGUACCACCGGCGCGAGGCUGCUCAAGCUUGUGGCGAGUGAUGGGGCCGAGGGGGGCCUACUAUGACUACGAAGAGUACAGAAGCUCUGGCUCCGUGUACGUGUUCGACGGUACCACCGGCGCGAGGCUGCUCAAGCUUGUGGCGAGUGAUGGGGCCGCGGACGAGCAAUUCGGACGAUCGGUGGCCGUGAGCUCCGACGGGGCCCGCGUGGUGGUGGGGGCCAGCAAAUCUGGCUCCGCGUACGUGGGCUCCGCGUACGUGUUCGACGGCACCAUCGCCACCACCAGGACGGCCACGAGUUCCGCGACGUCAAGCACUACUACUGAGACGACCACCGCGACAACAACUGAGACGACCACCGCGACAACAACUGAGACGACCACCAUCAAGACAACCACCGAGACGACCACCGCGACAACAACUGAGACGACCACCAUCAAGACAACCACCGAGACGACCACCGCGACAACAACCUGAGACGACCACCAUCAAGACAACCACCGAGACGACCACCGCGACGACCACCAAGACGGCCACGACGACCAUUGAUACGGGCACGAGUUCGGCCACAUCAAACACCACAGCCACCACCGAGCCAGGGGAAGUAAUUCAAAUUGCAGUCUUGAUCUUGGCUGGUGCCUGGAUCUUGUUCUUGGGCUGCAGUGUCGCGCUGGGCUGCCUGGUGAGGCGCGGGCUUGUCAGGGGCCCAACACCCUAGCGCGGCAUUCACAAAGCCAGGCACCCCUCUGAUGAAUCAAUCGGGGGCGGCGGAAAACGCCUAUGUGGCCGAGAGUUGGGCCAGAGCUCGGCCAAGCUAUUGGGCCAGAGCGCGGCCUUCCGCAUGAAGCCCUGGUCAGCUCCCCGCCAGGCGUUUUUCCGCAAUCGGGGAAGCAUGUGAGACCUUCUGAGAGUUAUCGGUGAAACUUUCUACCAGUUUUGAAGCCCUGGUCAGCUUCCCGCCAGGCGUUUUUCCGCAAUCGGGGACGCACUCGAGACCUUCAGAGAUUGGACUGGACUGGAA
Prorocentrum cordatum is the source of this 2012-nucleotide messenger RNA. NCBI's taxonomy places the organism in Eukaryota, Dinophyceae, Prorocentrales, Prorocentraceae. The record is from the annotation of a GenBank genome assembly.